UUCAACGUGACCAUUUUACACAUUCGUGAUUUGUUUGCAUGGAGUUUAUUAACUGGAGUCCUAACUUUUUAAAACCUGAGCUUGAUGUAUUUGGAUUGUAUUAUUAAUUUUAACUUACAAUCCUUUUUUUAUAUUCACCUCAUCGUUUAAAGUAAGACACAUGCACAUUGGAUUAAUGAACAACAUUAAUUUAGACAGAAAUACCAUAGACGUCUUUGAUUUUUGGGUUAAAACUUAGUAAUCAGUGACGUCAGCCUCUCAGGCAAAGUUGAUUGACGUCAGCAAAGUUAUGUAAGAAAAAACAAGCAAUACAAUCCUCUCAAAAUGGAGAAGUCGGAUAUUUUAUACAAGGUUGAUGACAUUCCGCCGUGGUAUCUUUGUUUAUUGCUUGGUUUUCAGCAAUUUUUGACAGCUUUUGGGGCCACAUUCGCCUAUCCUGUGAUUAUAAGCGGUGUGUUGUGUAUUGAAGGAGAUGACGUAGGACUAGGGGAGCUAAUAAGCACUGUGAUAUUUGUCUCGGGGUUAUCUUCCCUUCUACAGACGACAUUCGGUGUAAGACUCCCCAUCAUACAGAGUGUCAGCUACUCCUUCAUUGUCCCAGCUUUUGUUGUGCUCUCUGUCAGCUCCAAUACCUGCCCGUACCACGACCUGUCAGGUAGGUUUAAUGAUAACAGUACUGUUAACACCUGCCCGUACCACGACCUCUCAGGUAGGUUUAAUGAUAACAGUACUGUUAACACCUGCCCGUACCACGACCUCUCAGCAAACAAAUCCUUACUGCCAGUUUUGGGAUCAGCUGAACAUCAACGAGUAUGGAAGGCGAACCUCUGCGAGCUGCAGGGCGCGCUCAUGGUGUCUUCGCUGCUGUCCAUCGUGUUAGGUUUUACUGGCAUGGUCGGACUUCUAAUGAGGUUUAUCGGACCGUUGACCAUCGCUCCGACCAUCAGUCUCAUAGCGUUCUCCCUCUUUAAAGUGGCAGCCGACAAGGGGUCAACCCACUGGUACAUCUGUUUCACGACAAUCUUCUUGGUCGCCUUGUUCUCCCAGUAUUUGAGAAAUAUUGCCAUCCCACUCCCAUGUUUGAAGAUUAAACUCAAGAUCUUUGCCUUAUUCCCGGUGCUGUUGGCUAUCGUCAUCUCCUGGAUUAUAUGCGUCAUCCUCACGGAGACCAACGUGCUGACCAAUGAGCCGGAGAAAUGGGGCUACAAGGCUAGAACUGACAUCAGGGUCAAAGCCUUGUCUGAUUCGGACUGGUUCCGGUUUCCAUAUCCAGGACAGUGGGGAGUGCCUAGGGUGACUAUAGCUGGAGUUUUAGGCAUGCUAGCUGCCAUGUUUGCUUCAGCUAUUGAAUCUGUAGGAGACUACUACGCAUGCGCAAGACUAGCUGGUGCACCACCCCCGCCACCCAGUGCCAUUAGUCGAGGUAUAGGCAUGGAGGGUAUCACGUGUCUGCUAGCUGGGGCGUGGGGGACAGGUGGAGGUAACACGUCAUACAGUGAGAAUAUCGGCGCCAUUGGAAUCACCAAGGUGGGGAGUCGUGUGGUGAUUCAGGUCGCCGGAUGUCUGAUGCUGGUGCUGGGAUGUCUGGGGAAAUUUGGCGCGUUGUUCGUGACCAUCCCAGAGCCUGUGGUUGGUGGACUCUUCUACGUCAUGUUCGGUAUGGUGGGGGCUGUCGGAAUCUCCAACCUCCAGUACGUUGACCUGAACUCCUCCCGGAACCUGUUCGUGUUUGGCCUGCCCGUCUUCUUCGGUCUCAGCGUACCCUACUGGGUCAGCACCAACGAGAUCAAAACAGGCGAUGCUCUGGCUGAUCAAGUACUGACCGUGUUGUUUGGCACCUCCAUGUUUGUGGGCGGUAUCAUGGCUUUUAUACUGGACAACACUAUUCCAGGAACUAGAGAAGAACGCGGACUGCUACACUGGAACCAGCAGGCGGAAGGAUCUAGCGGUGAUCUGUCAGUCUAUGACAUCCCACUGAUUCAACCCUUCCUCAACAAAUUACCGUGUACCAAGUACAUACCUGUGUGUCCAGGCUCGAUGAUUGACAGGAUGUCAACACGCCACUCGGUGGAAGAAGGGGAGGAUAAUCUGGGCUAUAUUGGCAGUAAAGAGUCUCUUAACACCGCUGAGCAUGAUUUGAAUACCAGGAUAUAGGAACAACGUUGAUACGUGACAGAUUUGUAUAUAACUAACAUUACAAGUAGAUAGUUUGUAACACUACUAUGUAACUCGUAUAAAACUUUCCGAAGCUAGUAACAAUAAUUAUUUAUUCGAAUAGGACGAAAUCCCGCAUUCGAUCGAAAGUC
Physella acuta is the source of this 2306-nucleotide messenger RNA. Its product is annotated as solute carrier family 23 member 1-like. The record is from RefSeq and is a predicted model, not a curated record. Lineage: Eukaryota; Metazoa; Mollusca; Gastropoda; Physidae. Gene Ontology annotation, biological process: transmembrane transport. Gene Ontology annotation, cellular component: membrane. Gene Ontology annotation, molecular function: transmembrane transporter activity.